AUGGUGUACAAAGGGCCGAGUCGAGGGUGCUACAUGUGCCGGAAACGGCGCGUCAAGUGCGAUGAGAAGCGACCCCAGUGUGGCAACUGCGUCAAGCGACAGCAGCGCUGUCCAGGGUACCGGGACUUCUUCGACGCCGUCCACAAGGACGAGACCUUUGUCAUUUCACAGAAGAGUGGCUCAAAAAGACAGAAGAGGACAUGUGCUCUUGCGGAAGACCUCGACGGCAGUCUCGAGUCACGCCUUUCCGAAGAGUGCAUCCGCAAUAGCAGCGACGAGAGCGUCGACUCGUCCAUCUUCCGAAUCUCCAAUAAUGCCUGGGCCAGUCCUGCUCUCUUUGCACAGCCAUCGCGGAAUGUGGCGAUCGAGUCGCUCUGCUAUUUCUUCACGAACUAUGUCAAUACUCCACGAGACCCCAGCACCAAUAUCUUCAUUGAGCAUAUCCUCCCCAUGUACUUGAACACCCCGCCCAACUCGGCCCUGUACGAGGCCAUCCACGGAGUGGCCAUCAACGUCACGUCCCUGUGGAUGGCACGGCAUGUCGACUCCUACCUCGCUCGAGAAGCCUACGGUAAGGCCGUGACUCGUCUGAAGGCUCUCCUGGAAGACCCCGUCCAGUGUAAAACGGACGAGACGCUCGCGACGGUCUUCAUGCUCGACUUUUACGAUUCGCUCAACCAACGCUUCGUCAAGUUUCUGGACACGGGGACCCACCAAAAAGGCGCCGUGGCUUUGCUGAAGUACCGGGGAAAGGACAACUUCAAGACCCCACUCUCUCAACGCCUUUUCAAUGCCAUGAGAAGCCGGCAUAUUAAUUACUCGUUGCAAGCGGGCAAGGACAUACAGUUGGAUCCCGCUCUUCUUGCAGACGCGACGGCCGUGCUUCCGUCCGCCAAACUCGACCUCCUGAACGUGGAGCUCGCCACAUUGCAUAAGCUGGCUCAAGGCGGGCCCGAGGCCCUCAACCUGAGCAUGACCGAAUUCUACAAGCUUGUGUUGAGCAAGGCGCUCGUCCUGGAGAAGAAGUUUCAGGCGUGGACUGAUUCGCUUCCGAUAUCAUGGCGGCCAGUCUCAAUAUCGGCCGCAGACUUGCAUCCUUCCAUCCGUGAAGCCGGACUGUACGAGAACAUGUGCGACGUAUAUUCCUCGCUCGCCGUCUCUCACGUCAACAACGCGGCGCGGUCUUCGCACGUGGGUGCCUUGCGUCUGAUUGCGCUCUGCUUGAGCGGUCUUGAGGAUCUGGGCGUCGCCGUCGACCCGGACAUCGAUUUCCAUGUGAAUGACCGGAUCCAGUCGGUCGUCGACAAGUUCUGUGCCUCGAUCCCGUUCCACCUGGGCAACAGGACCGGGAUCACCUUCCCCCACGAGCGAAGGGAGUAUCCUCACAUCCCCGCCGAACUUCGGCGGCUGGCCAACUACGUCGACCCGUUCGGCAACGAGGUCGAGAUGACCAUGGAAGACCACGCGCGAGCCGCAGCAGCAAUUGGGGGCUGGUUCAUCAUGACCCCUCUUGCCGGAUUCCUGACGUCCCCGGCACUGCGGUCACCCAAAGCCAAACCAGGCCCGCUGAUGCGCAAACUGCGGGCCGGCCAACUGGCAUGGAUCCGUGGUCAAAUGAGUCGGAUCCAGCACAUUUACUCGUUCGCGGCUGACGGGUCUCAACGAUAUCCUGACUGCACGCGCGUCUUGAAAAACCCGGGCUCUGAGCAGUGCAAAAAUGUCCACUCAACGAUGCCUCCGCUGAAUCAUAGUUUAUGGACCGUCUGA
Messenger RNA from Cladophialophora carrionii CBS 160.54, 1767 nucleotides. RefSeq lists its product as uncharacterized. The record is from RefSeq and is a predicted model, not a curated record. Gene Ontology annotation, biological process: regulation of DNA-templated transcription. The transcript has 2 exons. The coding region runs from base 1 to 1767 and encodes 588 amino acids. NCBI's taxonomy places the organism in Eukaryota, Fungi, Ascomycota, Eurotiomycetes, Chaetothyriales, Herpotrichiellaceae. Gene Ontology annotation, molecular function: zinc ion binding; DNA-binding transcription factor activity, RNA polymerase II-specific.